AUGCCGCCGCUACAUCAAGACGUCAUUCAGCCAGACUCUCAACUUUACGACCAAUGGGACAAUUUGGUCAAUUUAGAUUUACGGCAUAUGACUUCGAGGACCUAUUCAGACAUGAGACGCAAUGGCGAUGAAUGGGAGCGAGGCUGGAGAAGAAAGACUUACACGCUGGCAACAUUCUGCGAUUCGGUACCUGAACAAUGA
Molecule: messenger RNA, 201 nt
Organism: Paraglomus occultum
Lineage: Eukaryota; Fungi; Glomeromycota; Glomeromycetes; Paraglomerales; Paraglomeraceae
Source: the annotation of a GenBank genome assembly